This is a messenger RNA of Exophiala oligosperma, 3093 nucleotides long. RefSeq lists its product as uncharacterized. The coding region runs from base 1 to 3093 and encodes 1030 amino acids. Lineage: Eukaryota; Fungi; Ascomycota; Eurotiomycetes; Chaetothyriales; Herpotrichiellaceae. The record is from RefSeq and is a predicted model, not a curated record. Gene Ontology annotation, cellular component: nuclear matrix; nuclear pore; cytoplasm. The transcript has 3 exons. Gene Ontology annotation, molecular function: tRNA binding; small GTPase binding. Gene Ontology annotation, biological process: tRNA re-export from nucleus.
AUGGAUGACCAGAUCAUCUCAGCGAUUCAGAUCGCUUACAGUCCUACCUCGGACCCUACCCUCAAGCGGCAGGCAUUCGACUAUGUCAACCAACUCCGGCAAGAGCCUUCCGCAUGGCAGCCGUGCCUGUCCAUAUCCCUCCAGGUCCCUCGUCAGCCUAUGGUGAUUCGGAUAUUCUGCCUGGAGAUCGUCAACAAUGCCUUACAGGCAGGACUGGUGGAUCAGGCGGGGUUGAAGGUCAUUAAAGACCAACUGAUGGCCUAUCUGCAUAAAUUCUACGGAUCAUCUACAGAAGAAGAAAUACCCGACCCGGGAACAAUUCUCAACAAAUUCGCCCAGACAAUCACACUCCUCUUUGCGGCAUUCUACGGCUCGGGAUGGGAGACAUGUUUUGAUGACCUACUUGCUUUGACUUCAAAAGAGACUGGCACGAGAUACAACUAUCCGGGUGUUGUUUUCUACUUGACGGCACUCAACUCUAUCCAUGAUGAAAUUGGAGACGUUUUAUUGUCAAGAUCUCCUGACGAGCAGGAGCGCGCAAGCACUCUGAAAGACCUCGUCCGAGAGCGUGAUGUACAGAAAAUUGCACGAUCUUGGGAGGAGAUAUUGUCGCAAUGGAGAAGUUCGAAUGAUGUUGUGGCCGAGCUCUGCCUCAAGGCUGUUGCAAAGUGGGUUAGCUGGAUCGAUAUCUCUCUGGUGGUGAACCAGCAGAUGCUUGAAUUAUUGUUCCAUCAGUUGGAGCGCGCUCAGAAAGUCAAUCCUCGACCCGGCGAGGAAAUGGCUCGUGAUGCUGCCGUCGACGUCUUCACCGAGACGGUCGCGAAGGGUAUGCCCGCGGCUGACAAGAUCAACAUGAUUACCUUUUUGGACCUCGAAACAGUGGUUUCCAAGCUGGUGACUUGUCCACCUUUGCGUGACAGUAGAGCUUCAAAUUACGAUGUCGAUCUUGCUGAAACGGUGGCCAAGCUUGUCAAUACUACAGUGGCAGACCUUGUCAAGAUUUUGGAUACUGAAAUUCAGGGCUCCCAAACGUGGAUCAAAGCUGAACAGUUGCUGGAGGCUUUCCUACCGCACCUUCUACGUUUCUUUUCUGAUAUCUUUGAUGAAGUCUGUUCCACUGUCCUCACCGCGAUGAAUGAUGUUCUCGCUUUUCUUCGACGGACUAGCGCCAAUUCCGGAUCCGAUCAGUGCGCAGCUAUGCUUCUGCCAAUACUUAAAGCCAUUUUCACAAAAAUGAGAUACGAUGAUACAGCAGAUUGGAACCAAGAGGACGAGCAGACCGACGAAGCGGAAUUUCAGGAUCUGCGAAAGAGAUUGGCGUCUCUUCAAGCGACGAUUGCUGGUGCAGACGAGCAGCUCUAUGUCCAAGCCAUCUCAACACUAGUCCAUGAGACAUUUCAGAGACUCAGAACUCAAGGUUCACAGCUCGACUGGCGCGAUCUAGAUCUGGCUCUCCACGAGGUGUAUCUUUUAGGUGAUCUCGUCGGAAAGGGUGGAGGACUCCAGAAGAUUAAGCCAAAUACUCCAGCAGCCGAAAAUUUGACUCAGAUGAUGCUGGAGAUGGUUCAGUCAAACGUUGGCUCUUUUGGUCAUCCUGCGAUUCAGCUUCAAUUCAUGGAAAUAUGUGUCAGACACAGUACCUUCUUCGAGAAGCAGACCGAGUAUAUACAACCGGUCCUACAGGCUUUCCUUCAGCUUGCACAUCAUCCAAGCUUGAAGGUGAAAGCCCGAGCUUGGUAUCUUACACAGCGUCUGAUCCGCCAGUUGCGAACUCACCUUGGAGAUGCAACCGAAGUGGUAGUUCACAGCUUACAGGACAUUCUCGUCGUCCGAGCGGAGAUUCCCAAGGAGUCCGAGGGGGAUGACAUGUCAUCAGACAAUGAGUCAAGUGCAGACUCGACAUUUCAAAGCCAGCUCUAUCUGUUCGAAGCCGUGGGAUGUAUAUGUGGUGCGACAUCAGCCGGGCCCGAUAAACAAGCGCAAUACGUGCAAGUCGUCAUGCAACCAUUGUUCUCUGAGAUCGAACGCAACCUCGAGUCUGCAAGGACAGGGAACGAACUGGCCAACCUCCAGAUACACCACUCAAUCAUGGCGCUCGGUACGAUAGCUCGGGGUUAUUCCGAUUUCACCCUAGGUGCCGCCGCACGGCCUGCUGGAUCUGAGCCCGCUUCACAGGCCAAGCAAGCUUUCGCACAGGUUGCAGAAGCAACAUUGGUCACUCUGACUGCACUGAAGUCAUCGUUCCAGAUUAGGACGGCUGCAAGGUUUGCCUUUUCACGCCUGGUUGGCAUUGUGGGCACUCAAAUGAUGCAACAGCUGCCUCAAUGGGUGGAAGGUCUUUUGACCGAAUCGUCAACGAGAGAUGAGAUGGCAUUGUUCCUUCGACUACUCGACCAAGUCAUUUACAGUUUCAAGAAUGACAUUUCCAAUUUCCUUGAUCGCCUGUUUUCGGGCCUCCUGCAAAGAGUCUUUGCUGGAAUGUCUGCAGGUACUUCGGGAACAGAUGAUGAGAUUGAACUGGCUGAAUUGAAGCGAGAGUACCUCAACUUCCUGAUGAUCAUUCUUGGAAACGAUCUUGGCGCCGUUCUAGUCAGCGCGACCAAUCAACCUGUUUUUGAAUCUGUCAUCAGUUCGAUUGAACAACUCGCCCGAGAUGUCGACGAUUUUCCUACUGCCAAAAUGGCAUUCAUUGUCCUGUCAAGAAUGUGUACCGUCUGGGGCGGACCGGACGUGGUCUCCGCAACUGGUCAGGUGACUGGCAACGGAGCCGCACCUCAGCCGGCACUUCCAGGCUUCGACCAGUUCAUGAUAACUAGGUUCUCGCCAUUGUGCUGGGCUUUGCCGACUAACCCGGCAUUCAACAGCAAGGAUGCCCAAGCCCGUCAAGCACUUUCUGAAGCGGCAGGUUUACAAAAGACGAUUUAUCUAAAGACUGGCCAACAAUACCUUUCUUGGCUUCAGGAAAAUGAAUUGCGAACGAUGGGUAUGAAUGAUAGCAUGAUCUCCGAUUACUUGCAGAAACUGGCAACCAUGGAGCCCAAGGGCUUCAAGGCUUUCUUCGCCAAAUUCAUUGCACAGGGAGGACAGUUGUGA